Emiliania huxleyi CCMP1516 is the source of this 465-nucleotide messenger RNA. RefSeq lists its product as hypothetical. Bases 1 to 465 code for a protein of 154 amino acids. NCBI's taxonomy places the organism in Eukaryota, Haptophyta, Isochrysidales, Noelaerhabdaceae. The record is from RefSeq and is a predicted model, not a curated record. The transcript has 2 exons.
AUGAGUCGAAUCGCUCUCUCCCUCCUCCUGCUGCUCGCCUCUCGCUCCGCUGUAGCCGACGUCUACCUGCACCACCCGCGCGGCUCCAACAAUAAGCUCAACGAGGCCGGCGGGUAUCAGAUUGGCGACAACUGUGCGCCGCCCGGCUGCAGCGACACCAACAACAACUACGACUAUGACAAGCCUGGAGCGGGCAAGGGCCAGCUCAAGUACUACGAGAGCUCGUACCUCGAUCUGGAGUGGACCAACCAGCACGGCUGCGGCGAUCGCGACGGCAACGUCCGAUGCAACUUUGUUAUCCAAUACGCGUGCGAGGACUCGAUGCCCGAUAUCAGGGACGGGUACAGGUACGAGCGGACGGCGGGCAACGGCGCUGCGAACGGCGACACCAACAACGGCGACCGCGAGGGAGAGACAUUCUUUCCCACCGAAGAGACCUUCCUCCGAACCGGAGCGAGCGCUUAA